AUGGGAUCCAAUUCAUCAACAACAAUACGUUCGCCCAGUUACUACAAGAAGGACAAUACUAAGGAAAAUAAGAAGAUUGAAUCACUAUUGAAAAAGUCAGAGCAUAACUAUGAAAAGACACAAAAGCAAGCCUAUCCUAAUAGAAAGGCAAAUAGUCAUCAGCAUUUGAGAAGUAAGGUAGUACAUCCACAGACAGCCACUAGAUCGAGUCCAAGUUUACUCUAUGGAGUCACUGAGGAAGAACAACAUCAUCAUUCACCUUCUUCUCAUUAUCACCAACAAUAUUCAUCAUCACCAAUACAAAUUUCACACAAUGAUUAUUACGAUAUUCAUCAUGAUGACAAUUCAAGCCCUAAAAGGUCACAAUCACCAAGACUUAGUAAGAGAACACAUCCUCAACUAUCGCCAGUACGUUCCAAUUCACCUCAACUCUUCUCACCCGUUGCUCAUCCCAAUCAACUCUAUCAUACUCCGAGUAAUAAUCAAUUUGAUGAGCAUGAUAUUCUUGGACAUAGAGGUUCAAUCUCUUCAGAAACUUCUCUUUCAUCACUUUCAACAAGUUCUUCAGUAGUUUCCUUUUCUCCUUCUUUGGGUGGAGUGAUGAUACCUGCCUUUCAACCACAUCCUCCAAUGAUUAGUCUCUUGAAUAGAUCCACUAGUGUAAAGAGAAAUCAAGUCACACCAAUCUAUCAACCUUCAUCCCCUUCCAACUUCAGCAGCAGUAUUCAUACCACUCCAAAGAAGAGAACUACCCUCAUUUCUGAUUCUCCAUUCACUCCUCAAAUUUCCCAACAAGUUGUCCACUCUCCUCCAGUUGCACAAAUGUACAAGAGAAGUUCAAACAUUGUUGACUCAUCAAAUACGAGUCCAACACACAGAUCAAGAAGAUCGGUCAGUGUUAACACCUCCACAUCUAGUUUCCAAACCAAUGCUUCUAUUACCUCACUUUUUAAUCCUAAUGCAACAGGCCCAAUUCCUCUUCUUGCAGUAACAAGACCAGAGACACCCCCUUGUACCACUAAUCAGCCAAAUACAGCAUCGAGAUCACAAUCCACUCCCAAGCGAUAUUUAUCAGUUACAAUGUAA
Molecule: messenger RNA, 1086 nt
Organism: Naegleria gruberi
Lineage: Eukaryota; Heterolobosea; Eutetramitea; Acrasida; Naegleriidae
Exons: 1
Coding region: 1-1086 (361 amino acids)
Source: RefSeq, a predicted model, not a curated record